Punica granatum (pomegranate) is the source of this 1238-nucleotide messenger RNA. The record is from RefSeq and is a predicted model, not a curated record. NCBI's taxonomy places the organism in Eukaryota, Viridiplantae, Streptophyta, Magnoliopsida, Myrtales, Lythraceae.
UUUCAUUGGACGAAGAAAGCAAUGCACCAAAUCAGAUAAUAAUCAGUCGGCUGCGGGUGGCCGAGGCCGCACAGCGCGGCAGAGCCACCGACGCAAGUGACAGACCACAGAUGGAAACUACAGCGGCGGAGGCGGGUCAGCCGGGGCCGGCGGUGCACCCGGCAUUGGCGCCGGUGUCGUACCUGCUGGGGACAUGGAGGGGCCAGGGCCAAGGCUGCUAUCCUACCAUCAGCUCCUUCUCCUACACGGAGGAGCUCAACUUCUCCCACUCCAAUCCCCGCAAGCCCGUCAUCGCUUACACCCAGAGGACCUGGCGGUCUCCGGGCGGCCCCGCGGCCGAGCCAAUGCACGCGGAGAGCGGGUUCUGGCGCCUCAAACCCGACGGCUCCGUCGAGGUCGUCAUCGCCCAGAGCACUGGCGUCGUCGAAGUUCUGAAAGGUACGCAUGACGCAGAAGGGAAAGUCAUAAACCUCCACAGUGAACUAGUCGGCAAUGCCUCUAAGGUGAAGGAGAUCAGUAUUGAAUUCAGGUUGGUUGAUGGAGAGCUGUCGUAUGAGCUUCAAAUGGCUACUACUUCGACGAACCUUCAACCGCACCUGAAGGCCGUACUCGAGAGAGUAUGACCAAUGUGCUCAAACCGAAAGAUUGGUGAGACUUUAGGAUCUUUACCAAAAGGAUAAUGGAGGGUCAGCUGUUGUGCAACGAGCAUUAGUUGUGUUCUUACUUUUGAAAAUUUUGGGACUGUUUGAAGCAUUGUUUAUGUGUCCUUCUGCUAAAAAUGAGCAGUGUCUACAAAGUAUUUGACACUAGAGUGAGUUGUCGGUGAAAUCAUGGGUUUGCUCAGUAUCUCAAAAGAUCAUUCGUGGUUGAACUAUCAUGGUCUGAUGGAAAUUCUGAUUACCAUUUGUAUUGCUCAUCCAGGGGUUCAAUCUGUCGAAGUUCUGUUCGUUCACAGAUUUUGCUGGUGUCUGCUCGAUUUUAUCCUGUGUUAAUUGCUUAGAUGAGAGGGUCUGCUCGAUUAGCUUUUCAAUACGUGAAGAUAACUGUUGGAUAGUUGGGCUCUUAGUAGGUGUCCACCCACAAAUUAUUUAGCUAAAUAUUUCCUUGAUCUGAGUUUGAAGAUGACUGUCGCUGUUCUUACUUUGUGCACGCCAUGGAUAAGUGUCUAGGCAGUGAUCUUCGUUAUUAAAUGCUCCUGCCUUUCUGUUAUUAAUAAAAGACUCCCAGAGAUGAAAUUA